UGUUGUUUUGCUUCGUUGUCAGAGAGGAGCAGCAUCUCCGUGGGGGCAGAGCGGCGGUGAGUCGCUUAUUUACCCGCAAACAGAGCGCGACGUGCGGCUGACAGAGCUCCACACUCCGCCGGACUCUGUUAGCUCACCUGUGCGUUCACCUGAACCUGUUAGCUGCUGUUAGCUGCUGUUAGCCGCUGUUAGCUUUAGCUCCGAGGAUAAACAACUCUGCAGGUAAAACACUUUAUUUUGUAUAUUUUACAAGUGACACGCGGACACGCUGACGUCAUCACGGAUUUGACCAGACAUUGCAUCUGACCCGUCCCAUUUCUCCCUGCGUUGCCAUGGCGACCUUCCCGGAGUACAUCGCCCAGAACGAGGAGCGCGACGGCGUGCGGUUCAGCUGGAACGUGUGGCCGUCCAGCCGGCUGGAGGCCACCCGCAUGGUGGUGCCGGUGGCGGCGCUGUUCACGCCGCUGAGGGAGCGGCCCGACCUGCCCCCCAUCCAGUACGAACCGGUCCUCUGCAGCCGGGCCACCUGCCGCGCCGUGCUCAACCCGCUGUGGUAGGACAC
Messenger RNA from Etheostoma cragini (Arkansas darter), 562 nucleotides. Its product is annotated as protein transport protein Sec23A-like. The record is from RefSeq and is a predicted model, not a curated record. Lineage: Eukaryota; Metazoa; Chordata; Actinopteri; Perciformes; Percidae. The coding region runs from base 333 to 557 and encodes 74 amino acids. The transcript is spliced from 2 exons. Gene Ontology annotation, molecular function: GTPase activator activity. Gene Ontology annotation, cellular component: COPII vesicle coat; endoplasmic reticulum exit site. Gene Ontology annotation, biological process: COPII-coated vesicle cargo loading.